AUGGAUUUGACACUUGAUCCAGGAAGAAAUAACGGCAGUUGGUUUAACAUUGCCGAUUCAAAUGCCAGCGCUGACGUGUUCGGUAAUUUGACAAUUCCUCCUCAUCAAUAUUAUGCCACAGAACUCUGGAAGUAUUUCCCGCCAAUCCUCAUACUGCUCGGCACUUUCGGAAACAUUCUGACAAUCUUGAUUCUUUGCCGGAAAUCAAUGUGGAAGAUGUCCUCCUCUCCGUACCUUGUGGUCCUCGGUGUGGCCGACAUUGUCGUCCUCUACACAGGCCUCCUCCGACAAUGGCUCAGGUACGUGGUCGACACUGACAUUCGAGAAUUGUCGCCUGUCGUCUGUAGACUGCACAUCUUCUCCGUUUACGUUUCCAUCGACUAUUCAGUGUGGAUCUUAGUAGCUGUCUCUGUGGAGAGAUUUAUUGGAGUUUGCUUUCCUUUCAAGGCGAAAACUUUCUGCACAAGGCGCAGAACACAGAUCACUCUUUUUGUCAUCUUCUGCCUUCUCGCCAUCUUAAACUCCCAUUUCUUUUUUGGAUUUGGAUCCAGCUUCGAUAACUCCACUGGCGUUCCUGUUCUAAUCUCCCAUUGCACGGUGUUGACGAACGAAUAUGCUUUAUUUACUGAGAACAUCUGGCCUUGGGUCGAUCUUGCCGUCUUUUCUAUGAUUCCGUUCUGCCUCAUCAUCGUCUGUAACAUCUCCCUCAUCUUUCGGGUCGUCUAUUCCCGCAGGAGGCACCGGGUGGCACCCACCGAUGCCCACACGACCAGUGGAGUAAGUACCUCAUCCAUGACCGCUCUGCUUAUCUCACUCAAUACCUUGUUCCUCUUCACAACGGCACCUAUCAGUAUAUACUUGAUCGGUUACCCGCGCUGGUCGCGCACCGCCGACUAUAACGAGUUCGCUCUUUUGAACCUUUGCUGGGCCAUUGUCAAUUUUCUCAUGUACCUCAACAAUUCAUUAAACUUUAUAUUAUACUGUCUGAGUGGACCUCGUUUUCGGCGGGAGAUAAAAUUGAUCUGCGCGCGUCGUCAUAAAGUGGGGGUCCUUAAGUUGACGAUGCCAAAGAGACACGUUCACUCAAAGGGAAUGAUUCUGAAACUUUGUUCUGGGUUACGAUGA
Molecule: messenger RNA, 1125 nt
Organism: Liolophura sinensis
Lineage: Eukaryota; Metazoa; Mollusca; Polyplacophora; Chitonida; Chitonidae
Product: probable G-protein coupled receptor 139
Exons: 2
Coding region: 1-1125 (374 amino acids)
Biological process (GO): G protein-coupled receptor signaling pathway
Cellular component (GO): membrane
Molecular function (GO): G protein-coupled receptor activity
Source: RefSeq, a predicted model, not a curated record